Clavispora lusitaniae ATCC 42720 is the source of this 465-nucleotide messenger RNA. RefSeq lists its product as uncharacterized. The record is from RefSeq and is a predicted model, not a curated record. NCBI's taxonomy places the organism in Eukaryota, Fungi, Ascomycota, Pichiomycetes, Serinales, Metschnikowiaceae.
AUGAUUGUAUUUUCCCUUGUUGUUGUAUGUUGGAAUUCUGUUUUUUUCUUUUUUUUCUUUCCAUCUCAUCCUGCUGCAGCGCGUCUAAAGAAGUACAAAAUAAAACGAGAAAGGUUCUUUUACUAUGCAAAUGCGGAAGAUUUACUCAGAAAUUUCAGAAACUUACGCGAUGAGCAUGAUGAGUCUGUACAUUCUUGUUCACUUGCAGCUGCUGGUAAUUUCCCAAUUCAUACAAUGGCAGUUUCACGUCCAUGCACAUUCCGUUGCGCAGACACUUCACUAGUUCUCAGUUGCUUCCAUGUUCAUUCGUUUGUUCCCCUUUUCGCUCAUGUUAAGCAACCUCCAUCCCACCGCUAUGAAAAAUUUUAUGCACAUAUGUGGUCAUGCCCUGGGAACAAGUAUCAUGCAUCUUUUAAGCGCCAAGCAUAUUUGUGGUCUGCUCUCGAAUAUGGCAUCGUAAGUUAA